GGUUAUCUGAUUUCGUAUUUUCGUAUCGUUUAUAAAGAAAUUGAUAAAAAUAUUUUUGUUUGAGACUGUUUGAUAAUAGUUUAAAUUGAAUAUUGUUUGAUUUUGGGUUUAUGGGACUCGAGCUUUUUGUGCUUUGUUUACAGUCCUGUAGUUAUUGAUCUGCAAUCUGAACUGACUGAAUAUGACUAAUCUUCCUCCUAGAAAAUUUUCUACGUCUAGUAAAACUUCUAAGCAAGAUGCAUCUCCGUUACAAAUACUUUUACAAAUGGGUUUUCCAAAAAACCGAGCUUUAAAAGCACUAGCUGCAACUGGUAACCGCAGUGUACAACUAGCUUCAGAUUGGCUACUCACACAUGUGAAUGACACCUUCAUAGAUACAGAACAACCAAGGGAAUACAUAUUUUACGCUACCCCCACUGGCCCUUUGCUAAGUCAGUUACAUGCAUUCUGGGAGAAGUCUAAGGCCAUUGGUAGUUGGAAUGGGGCCCAUAAUUUUCCACCCCACAUAACACUUGUCUCGUUUUUUAAGGCUGCAGAUGAAGCAUCACUUCAGCUUGCAAAAGCAGUGAAGCAAGUGGUAGAAAUGGUGGGGGAUCCACCAGCAUGUCAGCUUAAACUUGAACCAUAUAUAUCACAUAAUUUUAUGGGCCUCUUUAUAUCUGAAGAACAUGCUGAUUACUUAAAGAAAAUGGCUAUGCAAUUUGUGAAAGAAGUAUCUUCAAUAUUGGGUGUAAAAGUGGAUACUUAUGAACAUUUGGAUGCGUUGGGUGCUUGCUUUCCGUGGUGCACAAUGCCUCAGGAGAAGGAUAUAUCAACUAAUCUGGAAGCCCAUGUAAAGUCUCUACACAUAACAUUAGCAUACCAUUUUGAGGAAUCAGAGUAUGAUGCAUUAAAGGCCCUUGUUGAGGAGCUGAAACCUGAUCCUCUUACAAGUUGGGAACUAAGACUAUAUUCCAGAGAUCCCCGUUUUGCUAAUCAUCAGGUACAUAAAGUAACACAAAGUUAUGUACCGGAAGCCAAUGACGAAUUGGAGCUGGUACUCGGCGAUUAUAUUUACAUUGAAGAAAAACAAUUUGACAGUUCUCCCGACGGCUGGGUGCACGGCACUUCUUGGCUGACAGGUGUGAGUGGUUACUUGCCGGCUGUGUACACGCAACGCACGGCGGAGUCGGACGCAUGGACGCUACACAGAGCCAUAUCGCUGGGAACUAAUUUAGGAACUGAUUCAAAGUCUGAGUCGGACUCGACGGAUAUUGAGAUGGCGGCCUACCCCCAUGAAGAUUCGCCCGAACUGGGUCACGAAAAGUCGGAGGAGACAUACAAAGAUUGGGAAACAUACUGGAAAACAGUCAAACUUGAUAAAACCGAGGGCAUAUUAAACGUUACACAAGGUGUUGAUUGGAAAUCCGACACUGCAUGCAAUAAUGGUGACUCAAAAACGCAUGGAGAUUGCAAGGACGUAAAAUCAACGAAUGGCACAAACAAGGACCGUCGUUGGGUAUUUGCGAUGCGGCACGGCGAAAGAGUUGAUCUCACUUAUGGUGUUUGGGUGCCUUUUUGUUUCGACAACAAUGGGAAAUAUGUCAGAAAAGACUUAAAUAUGCCGGAAAAGUUGGGUGAACGCGUGGGCGGCAAGGAGUCGUACGCGCUGGACACGCCGCUGACGCGCGUGGGCCGGCUGCAGGGGCAGCUGGUGGGCGAGGGGCUGCGCGCGGCCGGCGUGCCCGUGCGCCACGUGUACGCGUCCGCCGCGCUGCGCUCCGUCGAGACCGCGCACGCGCUGCUGCUUGGUCUGCAAGCAGAUCCAUCAGUGAAAAUAAGAGUGGAAACUGGCUUAUUUGAAUACAAGAUGUGGCAUCUCGCUAAAGGAAUGGCUCCGUUUAUGACUCCUCCGGAAAUGCAUAAGGCUGGACUAAAUGUAGAUUUGAACUACAAACCCUAUGUCGACUUGGAAUUGAACACACCAGAAACAUUAGACGACUUCUUCAAAAGAAAUCAAUAUGUGAUGCAUUCAGCUGUGAAAGAUACAGAAGCAGAAGGUGGCAACAUUAUAUUCAUUGGGCACGCGGCAACACUAGAUGUCAUGGUGUUGUCCAUGAAGCGGCUGGCGGAGGGUAAAUCAUACAAGGAUGACGUCACCUACCAAACAAGCCCUAAUUUACUGCGGAUUCCAUACUGUGCCCUCGCCGCCAUGAAGUCCAACCCGUGGGAGAUUGUCUCACCCCCCUGUCCACCGUCGAUAAACUCUAGUUCUGGAAGGUACAAUUGGAAAAUGCUUUUGGACCUUUAAAAUGGAUGUUUGUAUCGUUAUUACCAGGAUUAUGUUGUCAAUUUACGGAAAUGUAUUGUUACUAAAAUUAUUUGGAUACAUUCAUAUAAGUUGUGUUUAAAGAUUUGUUAUUUUCCUCGCGACAACACACCUAAAUUAGUGUGGCAAUGUUUUACUUCUAAUUUCGAUGUUAAAACAAAAGUUAACUGUAGACUAUAAGGCUAUCGUCUUUAUAAAGACUGCAUAUUUUGCUAUAUUAUUGUAAUUGCACCAAUAUAAGUUCAAAUUGUUAGGUUUAAUUUAGUUUAAGCUUAGUUUAUUAUAAACUUUGUAUAACGUUCACUUUGGUAUAAGACGAAGUAAUCAUGUUCCAAUAUACAUAAAGUUUUAAGGUUAUUGUAUCAGCCAUUCUGAUUUAUUAUAAUAUCUAGUCAUAUAUCAAAUCACUUCAUAUAGAAUUCACUAACA
Messenger RNA from Colias croceus (clouded yellow), 2737 nucleotides. It is a transcript of the gene Epp, whose product is annotated as protein UBASH3A homolog. The record is from RefSeq and is a predicted model, not a curated record. Gene Ontology annotation, molecular function: protein binding. NCBI's taxonomy places the organism in Eukaryota, Metazoa, Arthropoda, Insecta, Lepidoptera, Pieridae. Bases 182 to 2290 code for a protein of 702 amino acids. The transcript is spliced from 14 exons.